UCUAAUCCUCUCUAUAUAAUUCACCCCGCAGUAGUGCUCCGUUUCCAAGACCAUUGGAUUAGCCGUUCCCAAACAGCCCCUCUUUCCCCUUGUCGUUUGCGCAGGAAAAAAGGAGGAGCGCCGCAGCCGCAGCCGCAACCGGAGGGACGAGGAGGAGCGAUCCAAUGGCCGAGACCGAUGUGAUGGACGUGACCUUUGGGGACUACGUGAUCACCACCACCGUCACGUCCUCCGGCGCGGCCGUGGAGGACUGGCUCGUCGAGGUCCGCUCCGUGCACCGCCUCCACCUCCUCAACCUCGUCAUCGGGCUCGACGUCGAGUGGCGCCCCAGCACCCGCGCCGCGCAGAACCCCGUCGCCACCCUGCAGCUCUGCGUCGGCCGCCGCUGCCUCAUCUUCCAGCUCCUCCACGCCGACUACAUCCCCGGCGCCCUGACGGACUUCCUCGGCGACCCCGUCUUCCGCUUCGUCGGCGUCGGCGUGGAGGCGGACGCCGAGCGGCUCAGCGAGGACCACGACCUGAAGGUGGCCAACGCAGUGGACCUGCGCGUCGUCGCGGCGGAGGGGAUGCACCGCCCGGAGCUCCGCCAGGCGGGGCUGCGCGCCAUCGUGGCCGCCGUCAUGGGCGUCAGCAUCGUGAAGCCGCAGAGGGUGACCAUGAGCCGUUGGGACGCGCACUGCCUCAGCUACGAGCAGAUCCGGUACGCCUGCAUCGAUGCCUUUGUCUCCUUCGAGGUUGGCUACAAGCUGCUCACUGGCGACUACUGAUCGAGCCGUCGACGUGCCGUGGCCGUCGCGUGAAUAUCGUAAACUCGCAUCGCUUAAUUCUUGUUUGUCCUGAUGCGUUUAAGACUCGGUUCUUGCUGCAUUGCAAUUUCCCCGUUCUCUCCUAAUUACUGUUAAAUUUCAAGCCAAGGUUUUAGGGGUUUCUGUGAUUGAAGGAUCAAUCAGACAGGUUGGAGACGGGGAGUAAUUUAGCUACUGCGAUGUUUUGUUCUUGGCUUGCCUUUUGCUUUAGAGCAGGUACAAGAUUGUGGUGAUUAACGAGCAUUAUUAAGCAUGCGCGUGUUUUUAGGCCUUUUGUGUUGAUCGAGACUCGAUUGUACGAAGCCUUCUGAUCGGUUAUGCUGGACCUGCAUUGUUGCUGCCGAACUACGCUGCUUCGUGUUCUCGCGGAUUGGGACGUUGCGAAUUUCCAGUAUGUUUCGAUUGUGCUUGUACUGUCAGUUCAAUCGUCCGACGAAUCGAGCG
Phragmites australis (common reed) is the source of this 1250-nucleotide messenger RNA. Its product is annotated as 3'-5' exonuclease-like. The record is from RefSeq and is a predicted model, not a curated record. The coding region runs from base 165 to 767 and encodes 200 amino acids. Gene Ontology annotation, cellular component: cytoplasm; nucleus. Gene Ontology annotation, molecular function: nucleic acid binding; 3'-5' exonuclease activity. Gene Ontology annotation, biological process: nucleobase-containing compound metabolic process. NCBI's taxonomy places the organism in Eukaryota, Viridiplantae, Streptophyta, Magnoliopsida, Poales, Poaceae. The transcript has a single exon.